Odontomachus brunneus is the source of this 4139-nucleotide messenger RNA. RefSeq lists its product as uncharacterized. NCBI's taxonomy places the organism in Eukaryota, Metazoa, Arthropoda, Insecta, Hymenoptera, Formicidae. The coding region runs from base 2395 to 3063 and encodes 222 amino acids. The record is from RefSeq and is a predicted model, not a curated record. The transcript is spliced from 5 exons.
CGCCCGGGCGAGCAAACUGUGUGUGUGUGUGUGUGUGUGCGCGCGCGUGCGUGCGUGCGUGCGUGCGUGUGUGUGUACGUAUGUAACUGAACGUAACACACGGCUUCCAAAUUUUCAACAUUUGUAUGAAUUUCUCAAUAUAACACGAUUCCUUGCUUUUUUUUAAGGAAAAACAUGAAAUAUAUGAACAAAUAUUUUAUUGAUGAAUUGGUGUGACAGAAAUAUUUUUCGCAAGCACGCACGCACGGGCGUAAUUAAUGUAUCUUUUUUGUGAAUAACUUUUUAACAAAUAAUGAACGCUAGUUAAAACCUUUUGAAUGUUACUCAAAGUAGUAGCAGACACCUUCCUAGCCUAUAAAUUCGAUGUUUUUAUAUAUACGGUGUCCAAAAAUUACAUCUAUUUUAUGCAACUUCUUUUGUUAAUAACUUUUUAACGAACAACGACCGAUGGCUAAAACUUCUUGAAUGUCACUCAGAAGGGUGUCCUUUGUAAUAUAUAUCAAGGUAGAAAUCAUCGGAGGUGGGUCCCUAAACCCCACUAUUACCGUUGACGCUAUAUAAAUCGAUAUAUUCGUAUAAAUCGAUCGAUUUGCUUGCAUUGUUUAAAUAUUAGAUCUUUUUUUUAUUAAUUUUUCCAUUCUCUCUCUAUAAAUAUGAUUUACACACUUACAUCGUCAUUAUUGAUGAAAAAAAAUUCACAUCGAGAUGACUACAAGGGAAUCGAUUGAAUUAAACAAAGUGUAUACGAAUUGAAGUGGUUCAAUAAUCGAGUUGGCGUUGAAACGCGCGAUCGGUAAUUUUAUUGCGUCCGAUGACAUCGCGGCAAGAAAACGAAUGGUUAGCCGGUUGGAGGAAAGUAUCUGUGGAAAUAUCUGAUGAAAAAUGUGAACGUAUCCGCGCGAUAUACUGGCGAAUUUACGAAAACCACAGCUUCGCAUUCGAUCGCAAUUUCGAUACAAGUUGAGUCACUUAGUGUCGCCGCUUCUACUGACGCGAAAGGCAAACGCGAGAAGACAGCAGGAUGAAGAGACAGAGCGCAUAAAUAACAGCGCGCGUCGCGACAGUUGCCGCAAAGUCGAUCGCAAGCGAUCCGAAGCGCUAUUGAAACUCCUCUCCAAACUUAAAAUACGCAAAUCACUUAAAAGUCAAACUCAGCCCGAUGCUUGCAAGUCCGCAAUUUUCACGUGAGUGCUAGUAAAUGGAACUUUAACUUUUCUCAUUCUAUCUACGAAUUUACAAAAUAUUUUAAUUAGUAAUAGUUUUUAGAUAUUAUUGUACCUCGCAUUUUCAAUGCUAAAUAUGUCGCAAUAAGCGUUCGGUAUGCUGUAAUAUUGUUGGAUAUUAAUUUAUUAUACUUAUCACUGUAACCAAACUUUUAUUAGGACGAAGUCGAAAUAUAUAAACAAAGAAUGAUCCAGUGACAGGGAUAAUUGAUUUUAGAUAUAACGUCAGUCAUGCUAGAGACACGAUGAACCCAUUAUCACAACGCAGCACACGCGAAAAUACAAUCAGCGGGAAGCCAGCCGACUCAACGGCCAUCGCAAAGAGUAAACCUGAAGCAAAGGCAAAACCCACGGUCGUGUCUUACGAUUACGAGGCGGCUAUUAGUCAGCCUGAUAUUCCCACGUGUUCGGAAAUUGAUAACGAUACGCGAGAGACAUGUCUAGACGUAUCGCCAGCACUGAACGAGAGGACCAGUUUUCUUUCUACUUGUGGCAAGAUAAGCGUGACGAUUAAAAAAAGAGGAAUUGGGAUCAGAUCGAAAGUGCGACCGAAGAAAAUAACAAAGGCUCGCGCACAAAUUCGUGAUGUCAUUGAAGUUAAGAGAGAACCGAAAUUUUGUACGAAUAUUUGUCCAGAUGUUAUUACAAAUCAAGAUGCGUCGCCUAUUAAUCACCAAGUUUGUCCUAAAAAUGUUCAGUUACACUUAUUGGUUUCUCACAAAUUGUAAAAAAAACUCACAAACUUGCAUUAUUUAGAAGGAAUUGACAAAGACGGGAGACAUUCGAAAACAAUCAGAAACCGCGGUAGAUAAAAACAGACUUGAGAGCAAAGCUACAUGUAGAGAAACGGUAAAUUUACGCAAGGAUGGAAAUCCUGACGAAACCAUCGGAAAUGCGAGAUUAUAUGAUUCGCGAAACAAGGCCAGCAAAAUUCCGCGCAUGAAGCCUAACUUCUUUUUGCCCAUAGAUGAGGAAUCCCGUAUUUAUCCGGUAUAAUUACGCACACACACACACAUAUAUAUAUAUAUAUAUAUAUAUAUAUAUAUAUAUAUAUAUAUGUAUGAUCAGAACAUUGAUAUAAAAAACGUUAAUUAAUUCUUAUCAUAUUAAUUCUGAUCAUGUACAGAGUAUAAAAUCGCCAGUGAAAAGUCGAUUAAAAGGCACUUCAGAUAUGAAAUCGCCCGCAUAUAACGAGGAGGAAAAAUGGUCACACCAAGUAUACGUGUGCAACGAAUCGAAUAAUAUCUCAAAAAAGGAGAUUUUGGAUCGUCAUCAAGAGUCGAGAGCCGUAAAUAUCGCGCGAGUUGUUCGCGGAAAUUCAACGAAUCUCUUUCUCGAAUCUUUUGAGAAAAGCUCAGAAGCUGACAUUGACUUCGAAGAACUCGAGGCAGAUCUGCCGAUGCUGACAAACGAAUCGCCAAUUAUCAUAAGCGCUGACGAUGUUCCGCGUUCCGCGAGCAUGAAAAGCUUCCCGUUAAAAUGCGAGUGUCAUUCACGGGGCGAUCACAAAUACACGUCCGCCAUUCGGAAAGGUCGAUACACCGAAACGGAUUAUAGCAGUUCGUCGGAGAUGGAAAGCACCGGAAGAAAAUCGAUGGGAGACAGUGAAUUCACCGACAUGAGCUCCGAAGACACGGAUCUGCUGUCGGAUUACGCCGUCAGCUACAAUCGCGCAAAAACGAACGGCAGGAAUAAGGAAGCGUCGAGGCACACGUGUCGCGUUAUGAAAUCGUCACUUCUAACAAAUAAUUCCGCAAGAAUGAGAACGAGUUUCUCUUUUUUCAAUGUCUUUUUCGAUAUCGUUUUCUGGCCGUUCAUCCUCCUCCGAACGAAACAAUAAUCACGACAUUGUUAACGACGAUAGAAAUACAUACCAGAUCCAAAGCGUAGAAGCGUGGCGAUUUGAAAUCCGAGUAUCCACAACGUGAUGUCGCUCCUCUUGUCCUGACGGCUCGUCGUCCCACAGGAUAUUCACUUUCCACGAGCCUUCACCUGACGUCUUCUCACAUGCACAUACAAAGUUUAUUUUUCACGACAAUAGUUUGCACAUAUUUUCUUUCAAUGAAAUGUAAAGGCCGACUUGAAUUUCGAAUUUGGGGCAACAAUGUCUUCGACACUCCCGAUUAUCCGAAAUAUUCAUUUUCAUCACGGCUGCUCAACAUCUUACUACACAAACGCGCGAAACUUUUGGCGAUAAUCGCGCGCGACAUUUAAUCUUGAUAAGUUCCCUUCGAGUCCGAGCGUCCGUACUGUCAUCUGUCGGUAGACUGACGCGUUCUAUUGCAACGAUUGCGAUUCUCGAAAUGUCGAGCGCGCCAUACUUCACCCCGUACCCCCGAUCGCGGGAUAUUUCCUAUCCAUGAUUUGCAGUAUUUUACCACGACGAAUAUGCGACAGUUACUUUUGGCACUCCCGACAGUCACUCACGCAUGAGACUACUUAGGCAAAUCGAAAAUAUACGAUAUAGCUCAAAUUCCAAAUAGCUAUAACCCUACGAUCGCGCGAUGCUUAACACGACACUCCCGACCGCGAGACGUUCAUUUUCGACGAUCGCUUGCCACGGUAUUUUGCCAAAUCCAACGAGCCAAACUUAUUCUCAGCACUCUCGGCUAUAAUUUACGCGCGAGACUCGACUCCGGCGAGCCGAAACCGCGAAAAAUACGGGACGACUUGUCGAGCACGUAAUGUCCUCUGCGCGUCGUUCCUUGACUAAUUGAGCAUAGCGGCAAUUGAGUUUCUAUGGCCGGUAUUCAUAGUCAGAUCUUAUAUUUAAGACCGUCUUAAAUUCACCUUCAGAUAUUCCAUAGCCAAUGAAAUAAUCCGUACAGCAUCUGAAGAUGAACUUAAGAUGAUCUUAAAUAUAAGAACCGACUAUGAAUACCAGUCUAUAAUCACCGACGCGCUUACGCGAUGUAA